UUUCCAGAGAUAUUCAGAUGCGACUUUGAGGACCCACGCUCGUCACUCUGCGGGUUUAGGGUUCAAUUCCCCCAGAAGAGCUUAGAGCAUCGGGACGAACAGUGGGACGUGCGGCGUGCCUGGGCGAGCAGGGGUGGACGAGAUGGGCCCACUGCCGAUACUACACUCAACACCCCUCAAGGGUCUUAUGGGUACACCAAAGCGACGAACCAAACCGGAAGAUAUUUCUACAGCUUCCGGGUGAUGAUAGUGUCUCCGAGUCUGGUCCUGUCGAGUGGGCGUGGUCGAUUGAGCUUCAGCGCUUACCUCUGGACCCACCUCCACCCCGUACGGAAAGCCGACAACCUACCAACGUUCCGGGUGCGAGGGUGUGGCGACGAGAUUAGCUGGUCGUUGCAGGGACGCACGGCUGCCUGGCAGGAGGUUGACAUUACCAUCAACUGCAACAAGACGUUUCAGUUGGUGUUAGAGGCCAUUCACCGGAUGCCGGGGUCAAGUGUAGCUGUGGACGAUAUCCGAGUCACAAGUAUGCUUGAUCUUAAGGAUCAUUUUCAGAACAGAGUGACGUCAUCCUCCUUCGACCACUAUGACGAAACAUUCACAUCACCUCCUACUACAACGACAGAGGGAAACACGGUCGGCAGGUCCCUUCUUAUCACACUAUCUGGACCAACUAUCGGAGCUAUAGUCGGCAUCAUCCUCGUCAUCCUCCUACUCAACCUCCUUAUCUUCAUCAUCCUCAGAUUCAAGGUAAAAAAUGGGAAAAGAAGACAGGCAAGUCUGAGGCGCCAGAGCAAAGCCCAAAUCGAACAGCCGCACGAUACCGAAUCGGCUAUCAAGAAGGACCCCACCCCUAUAGAUCAUCUGAAGAUGCGCUACAUCGAUGAAGACAACUAUAUCGUACCCGAUGAAGGUUUCUGUACCGACGACUUGGAAAAUACAUGCGAUUCCUUCAUGGACACAUCCACUUCCUGCGACACUCAUAGAUCUUCUGAAACGCACUACACCGGAUUGUCACUUGUUCGGACGUCCUCGAAAGAAGGGUCAUGGGAGAACCGACAACAGGGAGGUGAGAAGAUGGGCUCUCUGGAGCAAGACCAGCCUCCAAGGGAGUAUUCCGUAAAACGAAAAGCACCUCUGAAACCAGUGUCGUCUCUGCGCUCUGAUGACGGAAAACCCGAUUCGCCACCGCCGAAGAAACCACCACUGAUACCGAACCUUCGCAAGGAAACGCGGACGUCAGACUCUGUGAUAUUUAACCUUCAUGGUAGGAGAAAAGAAUCCUUAGCUCUUGAGCUGCCAUUGUCUCCUAGAGGAGGCGGUAGGAAAGAGUCUUUGACUCCGGAGGCUGUGAUUUUUAAUCCUAGUGGUAGAAGAAAGGAAUCAUUGACCCCUGACCUGCCACUGUCUCCUAAAGGUGGUGGACGAAAGCAGUCUUUGACGCCGGAGAUUCCUUUGCCACUGUACAAAAGAAAGGAAUCCCUGACUCCAGAGAUCCCCGUCAUGCUAGUCACUGGCAGACGCAAAGAAUCGUUAACCCCAGAAAUACAAGGUGCACCGAAAAUUGGCAAACGGAAGGAAUCGUUGAUACCCAAAGACGCAGAAGUAUUUCCAGAUGUUGGUAAACGAAAAGAAUCCUUAACACCCGACACACAAUCCUUGACGCCGGAUAAACCUACCAUUUUAGUUCCGGGCCGACGCAAGCAGUCCCUCACGCCAGAAGCGCCCUCUCCUGUGCCACCAACAGGCAGGCGCAAGGAAUCUCUGACUCCAGAGACACCUACAAUGCCACUUCCCGAUAUUCCUCGCAUCAUACCCCCAACGAUACAAGUCAGCAGCGAUGUCUGGUCGUCCCCAGGAUACACAGAGCUAUCCCACACCAGAAAAUCCAUCCGCAAGGAUUAUGAAAAUGCGCAGCUCGAUAAAGUAGACCAAAGCGAUAAGAACACAACACCAAAGAGCAAUUUAUUGAAUGUCAGCCAGGACGAGACUGGCUACCUCACGCCAUCAGGACUAUCAACGGGUCUCCCCUUGUAUGAGUCCGCAGAUCCCGUGAAGUUUGCGAGGGAACGGGCAAAAAGAAGCACCAGGAAACUCAUUCACGAAUACCACGAUCUUAGUCACUCGAACAAUAAAUCCCAUCCGCAGUAUGAAUCGUCGGUAAUAAUGGCUACAACUCCUCCAAAACGAAUGCAAAUAUCAACCAUAUGGGACACAGACUCAGACUAUGAAGAACUGCAUAUCUAAAAAUGCAAUCAUGUCUAUAUAUUUUCUAAUUAUGGACAGUGGAUGAUGUUGAUGAUUGUAGCCUAGUGUUAAUGAGAGCAUGAUCAUUCUAAUUAUGUAAUGAAGAAACGAAGAGGUUCACCUAUGCAAUAAUGUAUUUUUUAUCUAUAUAUUAAUGUUGGAUCAUUGAGAAUACAACUUUCUUUUCAGGUGCCGUUUCAUAAAGCUGGCCGUAAGUUAAGAGUGACUUUAAAAACGACUGGUGAUCCCUUCUUGUGUUAAAUGAUAUCGACCAUUAAAUUUUCAUUGGUGAUUAUUUAGAGCGUAAGAGAGGUUCACCAGUCGUUCUUAAAGUCGCUCUUAACUUACGAACAGCUUUAUGAAACACCCACCUGGAUACUAGCAGAAAUGUUUCAGAUAAGAUUCAAAGCAGCUCAAAUCGAUAGUCAGUAUAAAAAGUUUUAUGUUUUCCUUCAAAUUGGUAGAUACUCUGUUAAAAUACUACUACUGGAUUAAUAGAAAAGUGACACUGCUUAUCAUACUCGUUAUCGUUCUCAAAGAGAAAAUAUAUUUGGUAUCUACACGGUAAAAACACAGAUAGGGGUGGCGAUCCAAGUUUUGCUUUGGGGAGGAGGGGGUAAAGUGAAAAUGUCAAAAAUUUAUGAUACAGAAUUGCGCGCCGAAAAUGUGCAAUUUUGUAUGUGUUUUAGUAUUCGUAUGACUUUAAUACCUUUCUAAUGGUUUCCAAAGCUUUUUACUUGCAUUGCAUAUCAUGAAUUUUUCAAUUUGUCAAUAUCAUUUUGGGAAUUGGUGUCCCCUCCUCAUAUUUUCAAGGGGGCGAGACGCCUCUGACGAUAGAUAAAGAUUUCAGUCCACUUAUUCGAUUUUCUUUUUUUUUUUCUACGAAACUUCUGAUUUAAUACAACACUUCAGGGCUAAUUGAUCCUGUUUAAUUGAGUGAGGACAUGUUUAAUGUCAUUUCGAUCUUCGAUGUAUAGGUGAUCCAAUACUAAAGUCAAAGUUAUGGUGUGUCGAUUGUCAUUCAUACUUUGUAAAGUGUGGGAUGCAAUCAAAUACACAAGGUCGGGUAUGAGACUCGGUAUUCGGCUUCAGUUAUUUUCUGUGAAGAUGACGAACGACCUUACAUGAAAAUAAAGUGCCUGUAAAAAUACUUCGGGCAAUUCAACGUUGUAGAGAAAGAGCCGUUUCUCAUAAACUGAGGCAGUGUGUAUGUACUUUAAUUUCUUUGUACAUAAUGUAGAAAGAAAACAAACCAAAUAUAUGUAUAUAUGAUUAUUUGUAUAUUCUUACUAUAGUUCAUACAGCACAUUCUGUAAUAUGGCGUUAGAAUAUGAAAUAUUAUUCAUUAGGUUAUACUUAUAGAAGUGUCUGAAUGUAGAUAUGAAAAAGGGGAAAUGUGUGUUAUAUGACUCGAUAUUAAAAGAGUAAAACUCUUUAACAUUUCUUUGAAAAA
This is a messenger RNA of Lytechinus pictus (painted urchin), 3700 nucleotides long. RefSeq lists its product as uncharacterized. The transcript has 6 exons. The annotation marks the transcript as partial. Gene Ontology annotation, cellular component: membrane. NCBI's taxonomy places the organism in Eukaryota, Metazoa, Echinodermata, Echinoidea, Temnopleuroida, Toxopneustidae. The record is from RefSeq and is a predicted model, not a curated record.